Messenger RNA from Penicillium arizonense, 861 nucleotides. RefSeq lists its product as uncharacterized. Gene Ontology annotation, molecular function: oxidoreductase activity, acting on paired donors, with incorporation or reduction of molecular oxygen; monooxygenase activity; iron ion binding. Bases 1 to 861 code for a protein of 286 amino acids. The transcript has 4 exons. The record is from RefSeq and is a predicted model, not a curated record. Lineage: Eukaryota; Fungi; Ascomycota; Eurotiomycetes; Eurotiales; Aspergillaceae.
AUGGCAAAGGUCUUCAAUAUUACCUUCGGCAUCGAUAUUAUGUCUACGAACCCGGACACUGUGCAUCAUCAAAAAGUGAGGAAAAACAUCAACUCGGGUCUGCUGAAACUACGCCACAAUGAAGAUGCAAUCUAUAAACUAUGCCUCGACCAAAUCGAUCCUCAGCUAGAGAGGAUGCGUGCAAACAGUGAGGAUCUGGAUCUACCAAACUACUUGAGUGGCUCUUUAUGGAAAAUAUUGGGGCACAUUAUAUUCGGGGAACCAAUUGGUGAAGAGGAGAAAAAACAAGUUGAUGUCCUUACACCAUGGUUUUCCACUGUUGCACCUUAUCUAGAAGUCAUUACCAUAUUCUCAGCAAUACCGGGUGUUCAAUUGAUCAUCACGCGGCUAAUGCGGUUAUUCGCGUCUUUUACUCAAUUUUUUGACAUCUCCCAAUUCAAUCCUUAUGCAGGGAUCCAGCGGACUACCACCUCUGUGGCAAACUAUAUGACUAGCGGUGUCUCUGAGAACAAAAGCUGCCGAGAGAUCACUGAGAUGGAGCUGAAUAUCAACUUAUGCGUAUUCCUGCUUGCUGCUUACGAGACAACAUCUAUGGCACUGUCUUCGAUAUUUUACUUCCUUCUUAAGGACCCUAUUCAGCUGUCUAAGCUCCGCAAAGAAUUGCAUGCUUCGUUUGAGGAUGUCCAAGCCAUAAAUGAUAAAGAGCUUAUGCAGCUUCCAUUCUUGAGUGGUUGCAUCAAUGAGGCUUUGCGACUGCUGCCUCCAGUCAGCGGGAGGUUCCUUGCGCGAACAUCUCCAGGAUUAUAUGUUGACGGUAUAUAUGUUCCUAAAGGCGUAAGUGGUUCCAGUGAACUUAUUUGA